Molecule: messenger RNA, 1080 nt
Organism: Neurospora hispaniola
Lineage: Eukaryota; Fungi; Ascomycota; Sordariomycetes; Sordariales; Sordariaceae
Product: heterokaryon incompatibility protein-domain-containing protein
Exons: 1
Source: RefSeq, a predicted model, not a curated record
CCCAAAACAUCCAGAGUUUCCACGCGUUCCCUCGUUUUUCAGAGUUUCAAUCUCGACCUUAACGGCGAGCUAACGGGCAUUUCUUCUCACCACAAAAUUUACCCAUCAAUCACCAUGUGGUUGAUCAACACACGCACCCUUGGGCUCGAGGAGUUUGUGGGCGCCGACAUACCCGCGUAUGCAAUUCUUUCGCACACAUGGGAGACUGGAGAGGUCACAUUCCACGACGCCAAAGCAAAGCUACUGGGGAAACAGACCUCUCAAGGCGCCCGCAAGGUAGCAAAAGCAUGUGAAGUUGCAGCCGAACAUGGACUGGCCUAUGCCUGGGUUGAUACAUGUUGUAUUGACAAGUCCAGUAGUGCGGAGCUCACAGAGGCCAUCAAUUCCAUGUUCCAAUGGUAUCGCUCCUCACAGAUUUGCUUGGUCUACCUCUCCGAUCUCAAAGCAGUCGAACUUGACCACGCAAUGUGCACGUCCCGCUGGUUCAAACGUGGAUGGACGCUUCAAGAACUCAUAGCUCCCUCCAGACUCAUGUUCUACGACCAGGACUGGAAGAAAAGGGGGACGAAAGAGGAUUUGGCAAGCCUACUUAGCAAGAUCACUCGCAUUGAUAUUGGAAUCUUGUUGGAUCCUUCCAGAGUGUAUACUGUUCCGGUUGGCAAAAGAAUGAGUUGGGCGGCUGACCGGCAAACAACGCGUUUGGAAGACAGGGCCUAUUCUUUGCUGGGAAUCUUUGACAUCAACAUGCCUCUAAUAUACGGAGAGGGCCCAAAGGCCUUUACAAGGCUACAAGAGGAAAUUAUACGGCGAAGCAACGAUGUCAGCAUCUUUUGCUGGCGAACCCAGGAAAAUACACGUUGGCGCGGUAUAUUGGCCUCCUCGCCUGAUGAGUUCAAGUGUGUAGCAGACGCUGAGGAUGAUGUGGCUCUCAAGAACGGCCCUGAAUACACUCUGACAAACAAAGGCCUCCGAAUUGAGCUCGACCUUGCGUCUGCCGGCCCGAACCUCUACUUCAUGGCACUGUAUUGUACCGACUACUUCAAGGACGAGUGGCAGUGCAUCUACUUGACGGCCAUUGGU